AUGUCAGGUAAGGAUGACACGUGCUUAACAUUAGCAUCCACUAUAUUAUUAAUAUAUUGUGACGGAAGUAAUAAUACAGAGGAUUUGUUUGCUUCCAUCUGCGAUAUUCCACUUGACGAGUUCACAGGAGAAGUGACACAGGCAUUGGUUAAGUUUUAUUAUAAAUAUAAACAUCUCGGCUACGCACAACCAGCACGGGCUCGAGUAUCAAACCUCGGGCCAAUGGCUGAAUCUUCUUUUUUAUGUGACUUUGUCGGUGCAUUAAAAUUAAACUUCUGGCCAAGUGAUGUUGUACCGUUUUUAAACCGUUUAAGAGAUGCUAAGCCAAAAUUGUCUGAAGGAAUAAAACGAAUGUAUAUGCAUAUUGUAUCAAAACCACCUGAAACAUCUUCUGAAGGAUCUAAAAGACAACCACAUUAUUUUCGUUAUUCAUUCUCAUUUAUUGAACAAUAUAUCGCUUAA
This is a messenger RNA of Didymodactylos carnosus, 462 nucleotides long. NCBI's taxonomy places the organism in Eukaryota, Metazoa, Rotifera, Eurotatoria, Philodinida, Philodinidae. The record is from the annotation of a GenBank genome assembly.